Stylophora pistillata is the source of this 3175-nucleotide messenger RNA. Its product is annotated as nuclear transcription factor Y subunit beta. The record is from RefSeq and is a predicted model, not a curated record. NCBI's taxonomy places the organism in Eukaryota, Metazoa, Cnidaria, Anthozoa, Scleractinia, Pocilloporidae. Gene Ontology annotation, biological process: regulation of transcription by RNA polymerase II. Gene Ontology annotation, cellular component: nucleus; CCAAT-binding factor complex. Gene Ontology annotation, molecular function: DNA-binding transcription activator activity, RNA polymerase II-specific; protein heterodimerization activity; RNA polymerase II cis-regulatory region sequence-specific DNA binding.
UCUUGCCAUUGAGAAUCCACGUUUUUCACUUCAAUUUUUCGAAGCGUUUCGAAGAUUCGCGACCAGAGGUGUCGCGGCGGUUUCGCUCUCAAAUUUGACUCCAAAAUUUGUUUACAUGGUUUUUUUCCGGGAGGUUUUAGCUGUCAAAUAGCCCCCGUGGCUAUUUUUUGUUUUGGAGGAGAGGGUUUGAACCCACUUAAAGCCGAAAUUAGUUUCUUACUUUUGCUUUCUUGUUUUGAACAUGGCUUUUCCAGUUCGUUGUCUCAACAUCGACAUCAGCUUAUGGAGGGCGUUGAGGAGGCGAGAAACGAAAAUACAGACGGGCUAAACACCCAACCUCCUGACAACGGCCAAGCCAGCUAUCCCCAGCCCGGACUGGCUACUUAUGCCCAAGGAAGCACUGUUCCAAACGGACAUGGCGUUCAACAAGUUAUCGAGAACAGACCUGAAAUCCAAAACGAAACACAUGUUGGACUAGGAGAUGAUCGUGGACACCUUUCCAUCUCUAAUGUACCAGGUGGCGUUCAAGUCGCAGUUGUACCAGCCACAGAUGAUGUUGGAGUCGUAGAUGGAAGUUUGACAAGCGCCUCGGCAGUAGAUCGAGGCGAAGAAACAACACAUACUGUUGUAACGGCAAUGCCCGGAGAUUAUGGAUUACCUGGUUCGUUACCGACUCAAUAUGUCAUUCAACACGAGGACCACGAGGGAGCUGAAGAUGCUGGUGUUCAUGAUGUGGACGGCGACGAGAAGGAGCGAGAGGAUAUUCUUAGAGAGCAGGAUCGGUUUCUACCAAUUGCAAAUGUGGCCAGAAUAAUGAAGAAGUCUAUUCCCAAGACAGGGAAGAUUGCAAAAGAUGCCAAAGAAUGUGUCCAGGAAUGUGUGUCAGAAUUCAUCAGCUUCAUAACCAGCGAGGCAAGUGAAAGAUGCCAUCAAGAAAAACGCAAGACAAUCAAUGGAGAAGAUAUUUUGUUUGCCAUGCAAACAUUAGGAUUCGAUAAUUACGUGGAACCUUUAAAGCUUUAUUUACAAAAGUACAGAGAAUCAAUCAAAGGGGAGAAGUCAACUGUUGGGUCUGAUGUAAGAGAAGGAGAGAUGGAAGAAGAGGAUCAUACUGUGCAUCAAUUUCAAGUAGCAGGAACACACCUCCAUCCUUCUAUGAUUGGAACAGACCAAACUCCAACAACAAUUUACAGCUCACCUCAAUUUCAGACAACGAUGCAGCAAUCUUUGCAUUUUCCAUGAUAUGAACACCCUAGACACCAUUUGACUUGCCCACUACAAAUGGAUAUAACAUAACAUGUACAUAGUCUAGUCUCCAAGGCAUAUAGUAGUUGGAAAUGUUUGUUAUCGCUCCCAGUCUAUCUUCAAACUAGAAUUUUUUUUGUAUACCCAUUUCCUUCAGUUAAGACCAGCUUGUUUGUCAGACUGCAAUCCAGCUAGCCUUCAGCUGAUGUUCAUAUGGGUUUUACCUUGACUAGUCUGGUUUGAAGGUGUACAGGUGAAACUUUUGCACAAGGGCCCAUUGAUAUGGCUUUGACAAAUCAGGUUGAGUCAGAUUCUGAAAUCUCACUUUGCCAGUCUUUCGUUGCUAAGAAGUUAGCAAAGGUAGAGCCUGAUUCCUGAUUCCUGAUUCCUGUUUUAUGCCCCAAUUUGAUAAAAUAUUCACACUUCAUAGAUAUAAAAUGGGAAAAUUCAAAUUCUCUCCUUAAAUCACGCUCACUUUUAACUGUAGAAUUCACACAUCACGUAUUGAGUUUGGUCCUUAGUCACGGGUCAUGCAUAAACCCUUUGCCAUCCUCUGCUAAAAUCUCCAAGUUUUUGCAGUAGGUGCGUUAUCCUAAAGCUUUGUUUUCCAGUCCCUGUUCUCGUAAAGCAGCCUGAAAUUCCCUGUAUGAAUGGGUAACAAGAUUUGCCCUCUUAACUAAUCUCUAGGGUUAUUGGGCUCAACUGAAGAGACUAAAAGAGGUAAAUGUUACAAAGAGAUUUAACAAGAGCUGGGCUCUCACAUGGUACGCAAGGGAAUUCGUGUUGACUUUGUAUUGUAACGAGGGUGUCUUGCAAAUCUUCUUAGAUGUAUCAGGGCUCGACACCAACUUUUCAACUUACUAGCCAAGUGGCUAGUAACAACUUAGAAUUCACGAAAAUUCCAGUUUGUUUACCAGCCAAACUGGCCAGUGGAAAUCGAAAACUACCAUCCAAAACUGAAUUUCUACUUUUCUGUGGCUUGUUGGCUACCACUAGUGUCGAGCCCAGUGUAUAUGUAGUGGUCUAAGAAUCUGUCUACUGUGGGUUCUGCUACUUUAGGUACUUGCUUUUCAAUAACUGUUCACGAAUGUCGCACUAUGGAAUGAACCAAACAGGGCAUGUAUGUUCAGGUGAUUUUAUCCUGUUAUGAUGUAAGUUGUAGCAUUCAACCAAAUCAUUGCUGGUUCUAAAUUUGUCGACUCAUUCAAGUUACUAUGGUAAACCCAGCCUUAUGUAUGAACGUGCUACUUCUCCUUGCUUGCAUCAAUACACUGUUAAGUGAAGAUGUGAUGAGAAUGUAGAUUAGAGAAUGUAGAUUACUGUCAACUGAAUGAGGUGUUCCUUACUUUCCGCUAUAUUCCCUUAACUUUUUCACAAGAUUUCAUAAGUAAUUCUCCUAACUGUCUGCUCUAUGAUUCUUAUGUUGGUUUUGAGAAUUUGGUAUUGGAUCAGGUAAUCGCUAAUUGCCAUUUUUCUUUAUUCUCAUCAUAUGUCUGCUUGAUGUUGUAUUGAUAGCGUAAGUAGAAAUGCAGUCUUGAUCAGUCAAGGGAAUGAAAUGGUUAACUGACAUGCAGGAUUUGUUUUUUGUUUUGUUUUGUUUUGUUUUGUUUUGUUUUUUUAGAUCUUGGGAACAAAAAUUUCUCAUUGCAUCAGUCCCUCCAAAAGUAAUUGUGUAAAUAAUUAUGAUAUAAAAAAAACUUAAGUACAAGAGAGAGAAGAUUUUAAACGAGUGUAUUUAUCUUUCAGUUUUGAUUUUAGUUCGGCUGCUUUAUAAAACUUGAGGUGGCCCGCGGAAAAGUUUUUUAGAAGUGUACCUCAGAGUGUGUAAAGGAUAGAGAUUAUUUGGUUGACUGUGAUUUUACUGUAGUUCUGUAGAACUUUUUCUUCGGUAACUAUUUCGAAAUAAACCAUACAAAGCAUAUACAUUUUA